This is a messenger RNA of Paramecium octaurelia, 645 nucleotides long. The record is from the annotation of a GenBank genome assembly. NCBI's taxonomy places the organism in Eukaryota, Ciliophora, Oligohymenophorea, Peniculida, Parameciidae.
AUGUUUAAUAUUUCUGUAAAAUUUUAACUACAAGUCUUUCUAAUAAUUAAUUAAAUUAUAAUCUUUAAUGAAACUAUUGCUUUGUUUUUCUUAUUAGAGUACUCAGAUUUUGCUCCUUUACCAGCUGCUGAUGCAAAUGCAAAAUUUUCUGAAAAUGAUCUUUAUGCUUUAAGAGAAGCAUCUAUUAUUAGGGGGAAUUACAAAGAUGUAGCUUCUCAAUAUAAUGGAGCACUAUUAUCUACAGCAAGAGUCAAUACCUUUUGGACGCCAGGUAUUGAAAAUAGUCCUUUAAGAAACCUACUCUACUACUACCCCACAGGCCCAGGUCGUCUUUAAGGGCAUGUCGUUGCUUGGCUUGGUCAAUCAAUAAUAGUCCAAUUUUUAUAAGCAUAUUAAAUCAAUACUGUAAGGUUUUGGAUGUGGGAUGAAGAUAAUAGAGAAACAGACAUGCAAGUAUUCGCAAUAGCAGCUGAUAGGAAGACUGAAAACGUUAUUUUUGAUGAUAUUAGAACCAAGUCUAAUGUAAAUGUUGUAAAGAUUUCGGAUUAAUUGGUAUCAGGCUUAAGAUUUUACAGUAGAGGAGGGAAUAAUUUAGACCAUUCAGGUACUUCGAUCAUCAAAAUAUAAGCCUUCUAUGCCUUUUGA